Messenger RNA from Sebastes umbrosus (honeycomb rockfish), 2221 nucleotides. RefSeq names its product trichohyalin-like. NCBI's taxonomy places the organism in Eukaryota, Metazoa, Chordata, Actinopteri, Perciformes, Sebastidae. Bases 205 to 2139 code for a protein of 644 amino acids. The transcript has 3 exons. The record is from RefSeq and is a predicted model, not a curated record.
UACUGCUGUAUUAUACUCCGUACAGCGUUACUACUGUAUUAUACUCCGUUACCACAACUAACACCUCCGUUGUGCUACGAUGGAGAAGAUCGUCCGUUCAAGAAACGAGGACGGGACUGUUUUCUCAACCUUUACAUUUGUGUCUUUCAGUCACUUAACCAAGAGCUGGUUGAAGCCGCUACCCAGCAGGCUCCCAGCAAGGAGAUGCAGUAUCUCAGGAGAGCCCUGAUGGACGUCCAGAAACAGAACUUUGAGCACGCCGCUGAAACCGCUGCCCUGAGGGAGCAGAUGGCCGCCAAGGAGUCCAGCUGGGAAGAGGAGAAGAUGAGGAUCCUGAAGGCUCUCAAGUUAGAGAGACUCAUCAGGGAAGAAGCCCAGAAGGGCCUCAAAGGACAGGAUGAGCACAACCCUGACCUCCAGGUUCAACUCCUCCAGACUCCCAGCAAUCAGCUGAAGGACUCUCACCAGCACAACACUGAGCUGGCCGCCGAAAUCGCUGCCCUGAAGCAGCAGAUGGCCGCCAAGGAGUCCCGCUGGGAGCUGGAGAAGAACAAGAUGCUGACACAGGUUCAGAUCUACCUGCAGAACAAGGAGCAGGAGAAUCAGAAGGUGAUCAACUCUCUCAGGCAAAGUCUUCUUGAAAAGCUGAGUGGAACGAUGAUGGUCAAACAGACUCCCAGCAACCAGCUGAAGGACUCCCACCAGGUCACCGAGCUGGCCGCCGAAAACGCUGCCCUGAGGGAGCAGAUGGCCGCCAAUGAGUCCAGCUGGAAAGACGAGAAGAUGAGGAUCCUGAAGGCUCUCAGGUCAGAGAGACUCAUCAGGAAAGAUGCCCAGAAGGACCUCAAAGGACAGGACAAGCAAAACCCUGACCUCCAGGUUCAACUCCUCCAGACUCCCAGCAACCAGCUGAAGGACUCUCAUCAGCACAACACUGAGCUGGCCGCCGAAAUCGCUGCCCUGAAGCAGCAGAUGGCCGCCAAGGAGUCCCGCUGGGAGCUGGAGAAGAACAAGAUCCGGAUGGCUCAGAGAGCCAUCAAGAUACAGGCUCAGAAACAGGAGGUGACCGACUCUCUCAGCCAAAGUCUGUUUGAAAAGCAGAAUGAGAUCAUGAUAGUCAAACAGACUAUCAGCAACCAGCUGAAGGACUCUCAACAGGUCACUGAGCUGGCCGCCGAAAACGCUGCCCUGAGGGAGCAGAUGGCCGCCAAAGAGUCCGGUUGGGAGCUGGAGAAGAACAAGAUCCUGAUACAGGUUCAGAACGACCUGCAGACCAAGGAGCAGGAGAAACAGGAGGUGACCGACUCUCUCAGUCAAAGUCUGCUUGAAAAGCAGAAUGAGAUUGUGAUGAUCAAACAGCUCUGGACUGAAAAGUGUAUAAAGGCCUGUGAAGCUUGGAAGGAGGAGAACAGGGAGAUCAGAGAGACCUGUGAGAGAGAGCUCCAAUCUGCACUUGAUCAAAAGAAUCUGAUGGUCAAAUCUCUGCAGGACGAGUCGGACAGGAAGGUGAGCCAGGUCGUCCUGGAAAAGGAUGAUCUGAUCACCCGAAUGACGACAGCCAAGAUGGCUCUGGAGGCCGAGUGGACAACGAAACUCGCCGCUCUGGAAGAUCAGACUCUAAAGAACGAGGUCCGGCUGAAGGAGAAGGAGAUGCAGCUCCUCCAGAGCGAGGUCCGGCUGAAGGAGAAGGAGAUGCAGCUCCUCCAGAGCGAGGUCCAGCUGAAGGAGAAGGAGAUGCAGCUCCUCCAGAGCGAGGCCAAGUGGUCAACGAAGCUCGCCCCUCUGGAAGAUCAGAUCCGGCUCCAGACCGACACCACCACAGACCUCCAGGCACAACUCCUCCGCCUCCAGGAGCUCCACCAGAAACUUGACCUGGGAGCACUGCAGAUGACCGCGGAGGAGAUGAAUGCCAAGAAGAAGGAGUUAAAGAAGCUGAUUGUGGAGAAGGAGAAGGAGGAGAAGAGACAGAAGAAAGAGAGGGAGGAAAGAGAGAAGAGAGAGAAGAAGGAGAGUGAGGAAAGAGAGAAGGAGGAGUUGAAAAGUGUGAAGAAGGAAAAGGAGGCUCUGGAGAAAAAAGAGAAGGAGGACUUGAAAAGGGAGAAGAAGGAGAGGAAGGAGAAAGAGAGGAGAGAGAAGUAGCAUCCUUUCUCUCCACAUUCUUCCCCCAUCCCCCUUCUGACCAUCCUGCCCCUUCACCCCCUACACCCCCUACACCUACACC